Miscanthus lutarioriparius is the source of this 480-nucleotide messenger RNA. Lineage: Eukaryota; Viridiplantae; Streptophyta; Magnoliopsida; Poales; Poaceae. The record is from the annotation of a GenBank genome assembly.
AUGAGAACGCGGGAGUCCUGUGGCAGUUGCCGGAGAUGGUGGGCUCCAACACCAACCCCAGCAGCGGUCGUGUUGGUGCUCCUGCUGGUCAUCAGUUCGUCGUCGUCGCACGUUGCCGACGGCGUCAGAACGACACCACGUGCGUCCGGUCCAGGUGACGCCGGCGUGCUCGACGACGCGGAGGCACCGCCUGCCGCUGGUGCUCAUCACGCAAGCAGCAGGGCAACCUACAAACCAGCAGACCGGACCGAGGACGAAGAAGGCUCGCUGGUGGUGCUGGAGGAGGAAGAUGAGCAGUGGUGGCUGAAGGAGCGCGCGGCGACGGGGUCGCGGCUGCCGGACUGCGCGCACGCGUGCGGGCCGUGCUCCCCGUGCCGGCGCGUCAUCGUGAGCUUCAGGUGCGCGCUGGCGUCCGAGUCCUGCCCCAUCGCCUACCGCUGCAUGUGCCGCGGCAGGUUCUUUCGGGUGCCCUCCCUCUAG